AUGCAGAUCGGAAAGCCCAACUUCCAAAAUAAGGUGGAAGCACAGAAGGCUGAGUCGAUUCCGCGGCCCAAGCCGCCUGCGGCGAACGGCGACAGAGGCCAUGGCAACCUUGAAUCCGAAUAUGAUAUUCAGGUCUUGACUCCCAACCUGGUUUGA
This is a messenger RNA of Colletotrichum graminicola M1.001, 156 nucleotides long. RefSeq lists its product as uncharacterized. The record is from RefSeq and is a predicted model, not a curated record. The transcript is spliced from 2 exons. Bases 1 to 156 code for a protein of 51 amino acids. Lineage: Eukaryota; Fungi; Ascomycota; Sordariomycetes; Glomerellales; Glomerellaceae.